Molecule: messenger RNA, 2293 nt
Organism: Drosophila subpulchrella
Lineage: Eukaryota; Metazoa; Arthropoda; Insecta; Diptera; Drosophilidae
Exons: 4
Coding region: 16-2040 (674 amino acids)
Source: RefSeq, a predicted model, not a curated record
UAAUUAUUGAAGUCAAUGCCUGUUGAUCUUAAUUUCUCGUUAGUCGUUAGUUAUAACUCCACCCAGUCGGAUCGUAAUAUUUACCUUAAAAAGAUCAUAUUGACAAUGAAGGAGUCUGUUGCUGUCCCUCCUAAACGUUAUCUAUGGUGCAUUCCCAUUUUCUGCCUUUUAAUUUUGUGGAACAUGAUGCCCCACGAAGUAAAUGAACAGUUUAAUACAUACAAUAAGGAGAGCAAAAAACGAUUUUACGUAAAUAGCCCAAAAUGUCAAAUACCCUACGUGGAGCCCUAUAAUUCUGAGUUCAUGCAAGUUUACAAACCAAAAAACUUUAGACCCUGCUCCAAUCAAAGUGAUCUCAUUACGGUGCAAUUCGAUAAAAUGUUUAAUCAAUAUGUGGUACAUAUUAAUGAGGAAGUGCUUCAUAAGCUGUCCCAGUCGAAAAGUAAUGACUUUUCUUGCUUUUACCAGAAAAUUGUAUACGGUCAAUCACCGGAUCGCUACGAUAAGAAGGGGAACAAAACCAAACUCACUCAGGACUAUUUUGUGCCCUUGGAUGUCGAAGGGAUGUUGGUGGACUGUAGGACAGCGGACAAUAAGAGACUCCUGCAAAAGGACGCUUUUAUGUUUAUACAAUACAAAGAGACUCCUCAGAUUUUAAAGCCAGAUCGAAAGGCCAGUGUAAUCAUGUACGGUAUAGAUACCGUGUCACGCACAAGUCUUCGUAGGAUGAUGCCGAUGGUAUACGAGUUCCUACAGUCGCCAGGGUGGUACGAAAUGAUGGGUUACAACAAGGUGGCUGAUAAUUCCUUCCCUAACAUAUUCCCUAUGCUAACUGGCUUUUCCCCGGAGACGGCUGCAACUCAGGUUUGCAACACAAGUCAGGAAGGAUGUUUGGACAAUAUACCCUUCAUAUGGAAGGACAUGAAAAAAAGAGGAUAUUUGACCGCCUAUGCUGAAGAUUCGCUAAAUAUAAACACCUUCAAUUAUUUAAAACCAGGCUUUUCCUACAGGCCAACGGACUUCUAUUUCCGUCCUUUUUUAAACGCCCUAGAAAAAGAAACUAUGAUCCAAUAUUGCCGGGAUUGUAAACUGAAAUACUGUUUGGGUCGUCGACUGGCCAAUAGCUAUAUCUUUGACUACUGCCGACAGUUUAUGCAGCGAUUCGUGGCCGAUCGUCCCAUUUGGGGUAUGUUUUGGUCAAAUCACUUCAGUCACGAUGACAUCUUUAUGCUCUCUGCCAUGCAGCAUAAGGUCUUAAACGACUUGCUCAAUUUUGAGAAAGAUGGGGCUUUUGAGCAUACUAUAAUGAUCUUCUUCUCCGAUCAUGGAGCUCGCUUCGGUCCUCUGAUGCGCUUGAUGGAAUCAUUUUUGGAGGAACGACUACCCAUGAUGUUCAUUUACCUACCACCCUGGUUCCGGGCUAAGUAUCCCCAAUACGUCGAGGCUCUGUCCUUAAACCAGAAUCGACUGAGCUCAAACUUCGACAUUUACAACACCUUGAAGCACAUCCUACAGAUUGAGAAUGUCGUAGAAAAAACAAAAUGGUCAUACGACUGCCCCCAGUGUCAGUCCCUCUUUUACCCUCUGCCCGAGAAUCGCAGCUGUUCGGAGGCUGCCAUAGCGGAGCCCUUCUGUGCUUGCCACAACUACGAGGAAAUCAAGGAGGAACCAUGGACCUGGCGCAUGGCCGAUCUGGUGGUGGAUCGCAUCAACAAGUACCUCCAAGUUAACAAUCUGCUGGAUCGAUGUAGCAAUCUUACUCUAAAAGUAGUUAACAUCACUGAAGAAAGAAUAUUAGAGCUCGGUGAAGACGUAAACGUAGCAAAGGGAAUGCGACAUUACCACACUAAAUUCCAGGUAAAUCAAAAUAUGGCAGAAUUUUUUGCUACCACUCUCUACGAUAAAGAAACCGAGGAGCUCGAAAUCAAUGUGGAACUUAUUGGUCGAUAUAAUAAGUAUGGUCCCGAUGCGGAGUGUCUAGACAAUAAGAUCCAAAAGUUGUAUUGCAUAUGCCUAUCAAAGAUAUGGACAUACAAAUAGCAUCGUUUAUUCAGUCAUUAAGCAUCGCUCUCAAAAAUAAAACCCUAUUUCUGCAUCAAUUCAAAUGUUUACUGAACCACUUAACAUUAAAUUCUUAUAUAAUUUUACAAAAAAUGUUUAAUACAUAUUCAUUUGAUUCCCGUAUAGUUUAAAUGUUUAAUGGGUUUAAGACAUUUUGUUGUUCCCCAAAAUCUGACCUAAUCUAAACUAACAGAGCGUUCAUCAUUAGCGUUCAAUAACCAUUCGCGGUUCC